AUGCCCCAUAAAAGAAUCAUCGUAUGCUGCGACGGGACUUGGAAUAACAGCGAUGGAGUCGGCCAAGUCCCUACGAAUGUUGCAAAGCUCGCCCGGUGCAUCGACGCCGAGGCUGAGGUCAUGCAAGGCGAAGAGAAGGUCCAGAUAAAACAGAUUGUGUACUAUCAACAUGGCAUCGGUUCAGUCGCCGGUCGGAUCUUUGGUCCCAUUGAAAACGCCAUUGAAGGAGCUACUGGCAGAGGAGUCCGUGAGAACAUCAUGCAGGCAUAUCAGUUCAUCUGCCUCAAUUAUCAGCAUGGAGAUGAAAUAUUUCUCUUUGGCUUUUCGCGAGGCGCUUUCACCGCCCGAAGUAUAGCACAUUUGAUUUGGACCAUGGGUUUGCUCAAUCACCGUGGCUUGGUCCAACUGGGUUCCAUUUUCGAGCAAUGGGAGAGACAAAACGAGAAGGAGAAAGUCCAGGGAGCUCUCGAUGACGACCGAGAAGUCAAAGACUACUUCCGAAAUCUCCUGCACAAAGAAUGGACUCGGCCUUCCAUCCCCAUCAAAGUCUGCGCUGUUUGGGAUACUGUGGGCUCGCUGGGCCUGCCACGCCCCUUUUUCCUUCCACAGCCCGUAUCCAAGCGACUGGCUUUUGUUAACACCAAAGUCCUCCCGCAUGUCGAAUACGCCUUCCAAGCCCUCGCGCUUGACGAGCGCCGAAGACAGUUCAAGCCCACUCUCUGGGAGAAGCCCGAUGGUCAGAUAUUUCCUAAAGUGCUGAAGCAAUGUUGGUUUCCGGGUUCUCACUCAGAUGUUGGCGGCGGGCUCAAAGACGAUGAGGCUGCUCGAGUUCCUCUGGCCUGGAUGCUGAGCCAGCUUGAUGGCCUUCUCAAUUUUGAUCCUCUGGCAGUCGGGCAGUUCAUGAGAGGAAAGGGGCCUUCUCCAAGCUUCAUUGGUCGAAUCCACAAUUCCAUGAGGGGCCUAUUUCUCCUCGGUGGUUCUUACUACCGCGUCCCGGGGACGUUCACAUCGUUGGAUCCUGUCAGCCGCGAACCAACACCAAAUCGUCUUAGAAACACUUACGAAACAAUUCACUGGACUGCUCGCCAACGCAUGUCUCAGAAUAUCGACAACUAUGACAAAGCUGGUCUUGUCGAUUUUACGAUGAAAGCAGUGAUGACUGAACCAGACAGUCCUAUUGUACACGAUGCCGAAAACAAAACGCACCUACCGUUACCCCAAGGCCCGGGCAGACUGACCGCUGUUCAAUGGGUGAGUGAGAGACACAAAGUAUCUUUGAUGGAAGACGAGAUGAGAUCCUUUGAACAAAAAAUUCUCCAACUCUGGGACAUGCAAGACUUGUAUGCUAUGACCGUGGACUCGGACAAGAAAGGAAGCCUAGAGACACAGGAGAGCGAUGACGAUGUGACUGAGGCCACUGCUGAGCGAGUGCAGAGGCUGAGCAAUGAUCGAAAAAGAACGACGGUUGAUGUGUCAGCAAAUACCCCCGAGGACCUGAGGGUGAGUUCGGCAUUGAGAAGGGAAACUGCUUGA
This is a messenger RNA of Rhinocladiella mackenziei CBS 650.93, 1533 nucleotides long. RefSeq lists its product as uncharacterized. Lineage: Eukaryota; Fungi; Ascomycota; Eurotiomycetes; Chaetothyriales; Herpotrichiellaceae. The transcript is spliced from 3 exons. The record is from RefSeq and is a predicted model, not a curated record. Bases 1 to 1533 code for a protein of 510 amino acids.